AUGAACCUCUACCUAGAGACUCAGCCCACAAGUCAGAACAUAAUGAGAAACCUCCUCCAAAACAAGGUCAUUGCUAUAACAGGCAGCUCCUCCGGCAUCGGCCGCGCGAUAGCAACCCGCUGCGCCCAGCAAGGCGCCUCAAUGGUCCUCCACCAUCUCGGCACCCCGCGAACAGAACAAGACGCACUCUCACUCUACGAUGAGCUCCCAGGCUCACCAACACUCGACAAAAAACCAACAUCCCACAUUAUCGUCGGCGGCGAUCUGACAGAGAAAGAUACACCGCGCAAAAUAAUCGAGAAGACUAUCUCCGCAUUUGGCCGCAUCGAUGUCCUCGUCAAUAACGCGGGCAUCUGCAAGUUCACCCCGGCGCACGCAGUCACCAGAUCCCUGCUCGACGGCCACAUGGACGUUAACUACACCUCUGCCUAUCUCUUGACACAAGCCGCAUCGGAGCAAAUGGCAGCACAAGGGAAUGGCGGGAGCGUCGUAUCCAUAUCCUCGAUUACAGCGGUGUUGGGCUCCUCAAAUCUAACGCACUAUGCGCCGACGAAAGCUGCGCUCCUUGCUAUGUCGAAGUCGUUCGCUGUUGAGUACGGUGCUCAUGAUAUUCGGUAUAAUUGCGUUCUUCCGGGGACCGUCAUGACGAGUAUGAAUGAGAGGGAUUUGGCUGAGAAUGGGAAGAGACAGAUCAUGGAGGGCCGGAUUCCACUGCGACGCUUGGGGGUCCCGGGUGAUAUGGCGGGGAUCGUGAUGUUCUUUGCGAGUGAUCUUUCUGCGUACGUUUCCGGGCAGGAGAUUUUGGUUGAUGGGGGUGCUUCAAUUAAUUAUCAAUGA
Penicillium lagena is the source of this 837-nucleotide messenger RNA. RefSeq names its product SDR family NAD(P)-dependent oxidoreductase. The record is from RefSeq and is a predicted model, not a curated record. Bases 1 to 837 code for a protein of 278 amino acids. The transcript has a single exon. NCBI's taxonomy places the organism in Eukaryota, Fungi, Ascomycota, Eurotiomycetes, Eurotiales, Aspergillaceae. Gene Ontology annotation, molecular function: oxidoreductase activity, acting on the CH-OH group of donors, NAD or NADP as acceptor.